Molecule: messenger RNA, 5348 nt
Organism: Acyrthosiphon pisum (pea aphid)
Lineage: Eukaryota; Metazoa; Arthropoda; Insecta; Hemiptera; Aphididae
Exons: 2
Coding region: 489-1124 (211 amino acids)
Source: RefSeq, a predicted model, not a curated record
ACCACUUCGGCUGUACGAUGUUGGGUGAGUACAGCGAUCUGUACCUCAAAAUCGAUGUGCUGUUGUUGGCGGACGUUUUUGAGAACUUCCGCGACGUGUGCAUGAGGGCGUAUAACCUGGACGCCGCCCAUUAUUUCACCGCCCCAGGCUUAAGUUUCGAUGCGAUGCUUAAAAACACGGGGCAAAAGCUCCAGUUAUUACAUGAUUAUGACAUGCUAUUAAUGUUCGAAAAUGGUCAAUAUGUUAUUUUUAAAAAUGAAUAUAUAUAUAAUAAUCUUAUUUAUUUUUAUAGGUAUACGUGGAGGACUAGUGCGAGUAAGCGAUAUGCGAAGGCGAACAAUGUAAAGACCCCGGGGUAUGACGAAACGAAGAAGAAAUCGUGAAUAAUAUAUCAGGACUGUAAGUAUAUUUUUUUCAAAACUUGUUAAUUUUUUUCUUACUUAAUAAUAUUUUUUAUUUUUAUAGGUAACAACUUGUAUGGGUGGGCAAUGUCCCAGUACAUGCCGUACGGUGGGUUCAACUGGGUUGAACCCACAUUAAACGGGUUAAAUGAUUUAGAUGAUACAUCACCAAUAGGUCGAGUGUAUGAGGUUGAUGUGUCAUAUCCCCCAAGAUUACAUUCAAUCCACAACGACCUCCCCUUCCUGCCGCAAAAUAGUGUGCCGCAUGGUUCAAAGGUAAGGAAGUUGAUGGCCACGUUUGAGAAAAAGGAGAAUUAUAUUAUACAUUAUCGAAACCUGCAGCAGGCGAUUAAGAAUGGAUUAAUAGUAGAAAAAGUUCAUAGGGUUAUUCAGUUUGAUCAGUCAGACUGGUUAGCUAAAUAUAUUGAGUUAAAUACCGAGAUGAGGAAGAGGGCUAGGAAUGAUUUUGCUAAAGAAAUAGACAACAAUUUAAACCCAAAAAAAUCACCAGGCUAUGAUGAUAUUAGUCUAAAAAUACUGAAAGAACUUCCAAAGAAGGCAUUCAUCUUACACACAUAUACAACGCUAUUUUGCGCAUGGAAUACAUUCCAGAACAAUGGAAACGGGCACAAGUUAUCAUGCUACUCAAACCUGGAAAACCACCUGAAAAUGUCGCAUCAUAUCGACCGAUAUCACUCCUUCCAAGUUUAUCUAAACUUUUAGAGAAACUUCUACGCCUAAAACCGAUUAUAGAGGAAAAAAAUCUUAUACCAGAACAUCAGUUUGGAUUUCGCAACAAACAUUCAACAAUCGAUCAAGUACAUCGAGUUACUAAUAUGAUUAAUAAAGCUCUUGAAGAAAAAAAGUACUGCUGUGGAGUAUUCCUUGACGUAGCCCAGGCUUUUGACAGUCUGGCACAAAGGAUUCCUCAUCAAACUACGUGAUCAACUGCCACAUACCUGGUGUGCACUUCUUACUUGACCGACCGUCAAUUUCGAAUCAUACACGAAGAAGCGAUAACAGAAUGGAAAGAUAUAUCAGCUGAAGUACCGCAAGAUAGUGUUUUAGAACCUAUCCUGAACCUAGGUACUCUAUACGGCAGACAUACCAAACACGAUGAUAACAUAACAUUAGCUAUGUUUGCCGAUGAUACGGCAAUUUUGUCAACACGUAAUAGACAGCUCACUGCAACUGAUAACUUACAGAGGUCAAUUCACAAUAUCUUUGCUUGGACAAGACGUUAGAAAAUUAAGAUUAAUGGCGAUAAAUCGGUGGAAGUUACGUUGCGCAAAACCGAAAACAUCCAAAUAGUACUGAAUCAAUCAUCAAUCCCACAAAAAGAUUCAGAAAAAUAUCUUGGAAUGCACCUUGACUCUCGUCUAAACUGGAAACACCACGUCCGUCAGAAAAAAAUUCAGAUUAAAGAAAAAAUGAGAAAACUUUAUUGGUUAGUCGGACCUCACUCCGAGUUAAUCAUCGAAAACAAACGUCUACUGUACGUAGCAAUAAUAAAACCGAUCUGGAUAUAUGGCAUUCAAUUGUGGGGUUGUGCCAGUAAGUUUAACAUCGAUGUAAUACAACGCUGUCAAAACAUUGCCCUUCGGACCAUCACUGCAGCCUAUUGGUUCGAAAAAAACAACGCAAUUCACCGUGAUAUGAUGCUGCCUACAAUAGCAGAUGAAAUCCAAAGGUUUGCUCGCAAACACGAGAUGAGGCUAGAUCACCAUGUCAAUCCAUUGGCCAUCCAACUAUUAGAUAACUCCAAGGACAUCAGACGUCUUAAGCGUCUAAAAACAUACGACUUAGUUUAAGAUUUUAGAUUAAGGCAGGAGGCACUUCAUUAGAAGUGACUCCAUCAACGUGUAAUAUAUAUAUAAUUUAUAUCAAGUAUGUAAAAUAUGUAUAAUUGUCAAACAUAUUUAUAAAGACCUUUGGGUCGUUUAAAUUAUAUAAAGCCUCAGGGCAUUUAAAAAAAAAAAAAAACUAGAAUUAAAUUAACUUAAUCAAUUACAUAUUCAAUUAAGAAAAAUACUUUAACCAUGAGAAUACAUUAUAUUAUCUUACUUUGUUUUACAUAUCUAUUCAAAAAAAAAAAAAAAAAAAACACUAGUAUUAAAAUAAUUUAAUCAAUUACAUAUUCAAUUCAUCUAAUCGACUAUAUUAUCUCACCUUAUUCUACAUAUCCAUUACAAAAAGCAAAAUCCAAUAUCAUCUAUUUAUAAACCUUUAUAGAAAUCUGGUAACACAAAUAAAAUAAAAUUGACAUUAAUAAACUAAUUCAAUUAAAUCUAGCUACUAUGGAAACAAAUCACACAAUAAAUGAAACCAUCAAGUUGCAACAUGCCACUAAGGCAUACUUACAUUAAAUUUAUAAUCAUCAUAAAAUACCUAAAAUAGAAUUAUAGGAACCAUCAGAAUUCAACAUGGUAUUAUUCUAUAUUACAAUAAACUCACAAACAAAACAAUUACAAAACAAAACCAAAACCAACUAAACAUUUAAUUUCAUAAUCACACACACAUCAGUACUUAAAAAACUCGCUAAUCUCAAAACGUAAAAUUUUAUUUAAUUAUUCAAGAAACAGAACAUAACCACACAAAUAAAGAUCAUUCCCAUAGAAACCUAACACGCAGAAACAACAUAUAACUGACCUACCAUAACCCCCAACCUCUGACCACCCAUAUCUUGAUAUACCAUUACUACCAGAUGGGCCAACAAGGCACAUUUUGAUAAAAACUUAUAAAAUCGAAUCCCAAACCCAACAGUUACCUUACAUUAUCUUAAUAUUUCAAAACAUCAUUCUUAAUAUAUAUCAAAAUACAUACCUACUCCAAAUAUCGAUAUUCAAAUCAAUACGAAUAACAUGGACCACCAAAAAAACAAAAACAAGCCCUCUUCAGUCGACCAAGACAAUCCACAGAAAAUACAACAAGCAAAUACCAUGGCUGGAUACACGAGCAGCAAGUUCUUCACACAUUGGUAUAACUCAUCAAUAAUUGAAGAAUACCUAACUACCUUAACCAACGAAAAUCCAACGUCUCAUUUCUUCAGUGUAGAUUUCUUCAAGAAAUAUUACACUAAAGGACUAAUUGGGAUCAAAAGAUGUGUAAAAAAAACCCAUCUUAAACAUGAACACAUUACUAUUUCCCACUAACACGGGAAAUCAUUGGAUCUUGGUGACUAUAUUUCCCAACAACAAAAUGGUGGUGUGCUAUGAUGGGAAGCACAGGAACCACCAAAAUGGUAUAUACUGAACAUAAUCAAAAAAUUCUUAAAAGAUUGGCAAGAACAUUCAGGUGUCCAGCCUUCGGCUUGGACUACAGUUCAUGGCAUCACACCAACGCAAUUCAACAACGACGACUGUGGACCAUGGAUUUCGGCCAAUCAUUUAGUCCAUCAUCCAAUCAAAAACCACCCACAACUGCAAAUACAAAAUUAACAAUCACCCAAAAAACAAUCUCCACCACAACAAUGGACACGAAACGGGAAACACACACAAUAUAAAAUAAAAAGUUUUUAGUAACAAAAAAAAUAGAUUUAGGAAAACAACGUUUUUACACGGUUUAUGGCUUUAUCUAUUUGCCGUUGUGGAGACUGUAAUUUUAGACUUUGUGUAAAUAUCGUUUACUUGAUGUCGACAGUAAUAGUGAUUUUAUAGAACGAGAUAAAAAAAACUAAAAGAAUAUUGCCGAUUGAAUGAUAGUUAUAAAACAAAUCUAAACAGAUAAAAAUCGAAAUAUUGAAGGAAACAAAAUACAUGACGAGUUUUAUAAAAAAUUAUAUAAACACUCCGAUGACAGUCGAUGAUUAUGAAGCCGAUAUUUCGAAUUUCGCCUGUCCGGCAGAAUACACACGUAUAUCGGAUUUAUUAAAAACGAUAUAAAUAUCAAAGUGAUAGGUUCAGACAUAGGAGAACGAUUGAAAAUAUUUACGUUGGAAAAACAAAAAGUGCCGGUUAUUCGGCAAACGCUAGUAAAUACCGACAAAGAUAUCACAGUAUACAAUCUGACGUACGGAUGCGUAUUCCGACGAUAAUUUUACCAGAAAUAGAAAUUAUCAUUACAAAAUUUAUAAAAGAUCGAGCAGAUACCAAUUAUACGUUAAUUACUGGAGAAUUGGAGCUAUUAUGUAUGCUCUAUUGGCAGUGUUGUACAACGGAUUUGAUGGAUUACGAUGAAACAGUUUGUCGAAAAGCCGCCAAAAACGUUUUAUGUAAAAUCGUUCAAACGUUGGCGAAAACUGCACCGGACGUUGUGAAGAAACAUAAAUUAACAAUACAGAUGGAUCAAUUGUUUGUACCAAAACUAUUGAAUUCCAUAAACAUUGAAGACAUUAACCACGUUACGGCAAAAUCUUUGUGUUAUCUAAAAAUACACCUGACUACGUUUUUAACAAUAUAUACAUUAUACAUUAUUUAUUAUAAUGUUAAAUAAAUUUUAUAUUUUCAUAUUUCAGUGUAAUUAACACGGUAACAACAUUAAAACAGCCAAAAACAUUGUCGAAAAUACUAUGGGCGAUGAAUGGACUUGAGGAACGUUUAGACCGGUGUAAAGCUUACCAUUUACCUAUAUUGAAAUGGGAAGAGACUUAUAUCGAUGACAAAAAAAUAAAUCAAUUAUUAAAAACAACCAAUGCGGCAAUUAGCGAAAAACCAGUAGCGCAUUUUUACACUUACACAAAAGUAUAUACGAACGUAUAUACAGUUACAAAACAAAGUAAAAUAAUAACAGUGCCCGAUCAGUCGCGUUUCUGCAGUCAUACUGUUCGGUUGUGCUUUCCGCUUACUCUUAUCGCAGUUACCGUUAUUGUUUUGUAUACAUCGUUAGUGCGGCUUAUUACUAAUUAUGUCGUCGUCUUCGGGCGGCGACUCUCGUGCGGGUAAAUCACCCGCCCCGAACAAAAUAAAACCUACGCUGUCUACCAAUCGUUCCUCGGAUUCCAAAUACACU